AUGGUCGGGAUGACGGGGUUGGUCUCACAGUGGACUCCCGUGCGCACGGUCGAAAAGAAAACCGCCGCUUUAACCCCUCAGCUACUCGGUGCAAUUGCGUCUUUCCUGUCCAAGAAUGGCUUCACCGCUACCAGUGCUGCAUUCUCCGAUGAGUUGAAGAAGACCGGCAACGCCAAGGUUGAUGGAAAGAACGCCCCGUCUCUGAUUGAACUCUUCCAGAGACGGGACACUACCUCUUCCAGCUCGGGAUCUUCUAGUUCGAGCAGCAGCUCCGAUAGUGACAGCAGCUCUGAUUCCGAGAGCGACGCUAGCGACUCCGAUACUAAGAUGGAAGAUAUCUCCAAGGCGCGCUCCUCGUCUCCCACUUCCUCUUCCUCUUCUUCCUCGAGCUCUGACAGCGAUGCUGAUGAUGAGGAGGAAGAUGUUGCGGCUCCUGCUCCCGCCCCUGUUGCUCAGAAGGUUGCUGGUGUGAAGCGCAAGGCCGAGUCUAGCAGCUCCUCCUCGGACUCCAGUUCGGAUUCUGAAUCUGAGGAUGAAGCGCCUAAGACGAAGAAGGCCAAGGUUUCCAGCAAAGAAUCUUCCUCCGACUCCAGCUCUGAAUCGUCUUCCGACUCUGAUUCUAGCUCCAGCAGCUCGUCCAGCUCAAGCUCUGAUUCUGAUUCCUCCGACUCCUCCGAUUCGGAGAAAGAAGCCACCGAGAAGGCAGCUGCAAAGGUCUUGAAGAAGGCUUCAAAGACCCCGCUUCCAGAAUCUUCGAGCGACAGCUCUGACGAGGAGAAGACUGGUGGUGUUCCCGUGGCCAGCAACUCGUCUUCCGAUACCAGCGCCACUAUGUCUGCCUCUCCAGUCACCGAAAACAAGCCUCUGCAGCAUGCGCAGACUUCUUCUUCAUCCAGUGCCAGCCCCGCCCCCGGAAAUGGCUCAACCAAGAAGAAGCAUGUCGGUGCUCGUCCGACCCCUCUGGCUGCUCUGAGCGCGCAGCCCUAUGACGGUUUCUCUAACGAAUAUGUCUCCUACGCCUACGCAGACCGCGCCUAUGCCGAUCUCUCCGUUACGCGCGGCAAGGGUUUCACCAAGGAAAAAAACAAGAAGAAGCGCGGCUCUUACCGUGGCGGCCCCAUCGAUAUCUCAGGUGGCAAGUCCUUCAAGUUCGACGAUUAA
This is a messenger RNA of Penicillium canariense, 1161 nucleotides long. RefSeq names its product nucleolar and coiled-body phosphoprotein 1 family protein. Gene Ontology annotation, molecular function: protein binding. The coding region runs from base 1 to 1161 and encodes 386 amino acids. Lineage: Eukaryota; Fungi; Ascomycota; Eurotiomycetes; Eurotiales; Aspergillaceae. The transcript has 2 exons. The record is from RefSeq and is a predicted model, not a curated record.